Molecule: messenger RNA, 1704 nt
Organism: Lachancea mirantina
Lineage: Eukaryota; Fungi; Ascomycota; Saccharomycetes; Saccharomycetales; Saccharomycetaceae
Source: the annotation of a GenBank genome assembly
AUGGGUGUCCGACCAACUUCAAAUGUUUACUCUUCUCCCUCGAGAGAGAUGUACCAAAAGACUGGAGCUUCAUCGACACUCGUUGGGUCUCUUUUGAAGUCUUGGAAACCUAAUUCUUCAAAACAACAUCAACAGCGAUCGGAGUCCCAAGAUGGGAACAUUGAGGCGAUACGAAAGUCUCAAACGGCAUUAAGACGCACCUCGAGUCAUGGUAGUGGUGUAAGCCACAUGCAUUUGAGCCCCUUGCGAAACCUUGACUCCGGUAAUGGUGGAACGAGGGAAAAACACCAUCGCUCAGGGCAUAAGAAGGACAAAUAUUUCACGGAUUUGGACGAGGACUGGAGCGCUGUGAUUGAAGAUCACAAUAUGCCGAUCCCCAUGAUUUCAAAUGGUGGUUCUGAACUGAAACCACCCGUUUUAGUUACAGCCAGAAAGGACUCUUCGGAAUCUCAAAGUUCUUCCACGAUGUAUCCCCCAUUGCCUCAACUCAAUAAAAGCGUCAGUUCUGAUCUCAAAUCUCAAUACGAACAGGAGAAUGUGCGUGAUGUGCAGGAACUGAAUUCGUUUAUCCAGCGAAUAUCCAAAUUCGAAGCAAUUGUGAACCCGAAGAAUUCUUCACAGAUUGAUUUACACGAACUGCGUAAACUAAGCUGGAAUGGUGUUCCUAUGAUUCAUCGUCCGCAUGUGUGGAAACUUUUAAUCGGUUAUUUGCCUGCGAAUGUUAGAAGACGGGAAGCUCUGCUUAGUCGUAAGCGUCAAGAAUAUCGUGAAGGUGUGAAACUUGUGUUUUCAGAAAAACACACUAGAGACAUUCCAACCUGGCAUCAAAUCGAAAUAGAUAUCCCAAGAACGAAUCCACACAUCCCACUUUACCAAUUUCAGUCCGUUCAACAAAGUCUGCAAAGAAUACUGUACUUGUGGGCUAUCCGGCAUCCAGCUAGCGGUUACGUUCAAGGUAUCAAUGACUUGGUGACACCGUUUUUCCAAACUUUUUUGACCGAAUACUUACACCCGUCGCAAAAGGAUGACGUGUAUAAGGUAGAUCCUAUGGAUUAUCUGACUGCAGGACAGUUGGAAGACAUAGAGGCAGACACCUUUUGGUGUCUGGCGAAACUUUUAGAGCAAAUCACCGAUAACUAUAUCCAUGGCCAACCUGGAAUCAUGAAGCAGGUCAAGAAUUUGAGCCAAUUGGUCAAGAGGAUUGAUACCGACUUAUAUGACCAUUUCGCCAGGGAAAACGUCGAAUUUAUUCAGUUUGCGUUCAGGUGGAUGAAUUGCUUGUUGAUGCGAGAAUUCAGAAUGGACAUGGUGAUUAGAAUGUGGGACACUUAUUUGUCAGAAACGUCUUCUGAGACUUCUGCUAAUAGAAACUUUAUGAACAUGAACUCAAUCUCGGCCUCUUCCGUGCUUGCCUCUCCCUCAAGUCCCUUGGGUAAAGAGACUUCGAACUCUAGGAUUAGAAAUGAUGGUGGCACAGAGCAAGUUUCUCGACAAGCGUCAUUGAGUGAGUUUCACGUCUUUGUAUGCGCUGCAUUCUUGGUCAAAUGGAGUGAUAAGCUGGUUCACAUGGAUUUCCAGGAAAUUAUAACUUUUUUGCAGAAUCCUCCUACUCAAAACUGGAAGGAGUCUGAUAUCGAGUUGCUUUUAAGCGAGGCUUACAUUUGGCAAUCCCUUUACAAAGAUGCCACCUCUCAUUGGCGAUGA